GUAACAUUACAAAACGUUUUGAAGUAAAUGUUGCUGUCAAAUACUCAUAUAAUUCGUUGUGUCGACGUUUAGCUAAACCACGUGACUUUGUAAGUUGUUACAUCGAGAAACAUUUCUAAACAAGACUUCGUAGACGAGAGUUGAACUUUCCUCUGGACUAAAUCCGAACACGCAAGGUUGCCUUAUGUCUGUUCAGAGCUUCAGGAUGUCUCUGACAAUGUCUCAGGGUGAUGUGGUGACUGUUAUAACCCUCAACACAAAUCCACAGACUAAAUGGCCCAUUCUGUGUCAGAUUCUGGGUACCCUGUGCUACAGUCCAGUGUGUUCUGUAGCUCAUGAUACGAAAGGAAAACUAACAAAAACUCUGAUAGCUCUUGGGAUUGUACAGAUGAUAGUGGGAAUCAUAAAUAUCGCAAUGGGGACUUUUCUUGUAAGCAUGUAUUGGAACCAUAGCAUCAUUCUGGACUUACAAGCACCUUACUGGCUUGGUGGUAUGUUUCUUGCAGUUGGAAUCGUGUGUAUUCUUGCUGCAAAGUUUCCCAGUCCUUGUGUGUUGGUCAUUGCAGUGAUUCUGAACAUAGUCAGUGCUGCGCUGGCGAUCACAGCUGUUGUGUUGCAUUCAGUGGAUAUAGCAACGAGUUAUAGAGAUCCUGAACAGAGGAAGCAACUGGAAUUGUGUUUGUACAACAGAUAUCGCAGUCAGGUGAUCUUGAGAGGUGUAAAUAUCAUGAUGAUAGUUUUGGCAGUUCUUCAGCUCUGUGUAACCAUCAGCUUCUGUGUCGUGACUCUGAAAGCUUUGUGCAAGAAGAGCAAUGCACAGUCUGUGGAGGACCCACAACUUUACAAGCCUUUUGUAGAGGACACUACUGGCAAUGCAUGCUAGAGAAACACAAUGAACAUGGAUGAAAAAGCAACACAAUACUUAUGUUACAGGUUAAGGGUUUUGCGGUGGAUCAUUUACAGCAGAGCUGCAUUUAAAAAUAAAUAACUAGAGCACCUCUUGCAUUUAUGUUACAGAUAGCCAUUUUAUUAUAUUUACUUUGUAGAAAAAAUUUUAUAUUCAUGAGUUGAAUUUGUUCUCGCCAUUUACAGCUGACUCUAAAUAAAUCUAGUUUUUGCAAGUUUAUUUUAUAUACUGUUAAAUAUAAUUUAACCUCGCAUUUAUGUGGCUUGCUAUGGUAUUAAUCAAGCUUUUAUUUUCAUGUAAACAUGUAAAGAUUAUUUCAGAAACAAAAUGGCAUUCUUUUAAAAUUACUUUUUUGGCCACUAGGUGGCGAAAGGAUAUUGAGGAAGCAUAGACACCCAGUAAUCAAUGUCAGAGGAUAAAUGUCUAGUGCUAAAUUUAAUUUACCAAACAAAAUUUGACGUAAACAAUACCAAAAGGUAAAACUUCCACCAUAAGCCCAUUUGAUGUAUAGAGUUGUAAGAUUUUAUACAAAUGAAUCAACUCUGAACUCAUUAUUGUACUCAUUUAGACUUUUCUCUUUGUUGUUUAAUUUGAUGUUUAUUAAUUCAAGUCUUUUUUUAUGCUUGGGCUCAAUAGACUAUAACUAUCUGCACUCACUUUGAUCAAAAAAAAACUUUGAUUUCAACUAAAACAUUUAAUGUGCAUCUAUUUGAUUUUUUAAUUUACAUGUAAGAAGUUUCUUUUACUCUAUAUUAGCAUAUGUUGAUGUCUAUAAAAUAUACUGACAGUCAUUAUCUUAAAGUAAACCCCAAAGUGAAGCACUUAUUGUUUUGACAACUAUGUUAUCCUGCUUACUGCACAGCUUUUUACUAAAUCAAUAAAUAAAUAGACAACA
Messenger RNA from Misgurnus anguillicaudatus (oriental weatherfish), 1802 nucleotides. NCBI's taxonomy places the organism in Eukaryota, Metazoa, Chordata, Actinopteri, Cypriniformes, Cobitidae. The record is from RefSeq and is a predicted model, not a curated record.